CUGUUGUGGAGAGAGGUGAGAUCAGCGAGAACACAAGGCCAGUUGACGAGAGAAACAGGGAAGAGCUGGGAAACGGACUAAGGCAUAUAACGCCAAUAAAAUACGUGUAAACAAGAAUGUCAAUGUCAGGUUCGCCACAGCAGAUACUAAAAGGACGAGAAAUUCCAAGCAGACGUAUAGUUUUGAACGAUAUUUCGCAGUUACCUCAUGAUUACAGCACGACCCCUGGAGGAUCCAUAUUUUCCACAACCCCAGGCGGUUCAAAGAUUUUCUACGAGCGUUCGUUCUUGCUGCAGUGUCGAAACUCACCAUUGACUAAGAGUCCUCCACCAAAUAUGGCUAAGAUUCCCGGAGUAACAGCACCGGGAACUGUGGAUAUGCCUCUGGAAAAUGGCAAUGUCACAGAUGAAAAUCAAAAACAAAAACCAACAGGAGAAAAGGCUGAACAUGAAGAUGGGCCACAGUUUGAGAUGGACAUUUGAACUUGCCACCCAGAAUGCCUUUCAGUUAGCUUCCAUUGGUGAUGUCCACAGGAAUUGUACCAGUUUGGAAGUGCUCUUUCGUUAUGAACACCUUUUUUUUUUAAUUUUUUAGACAGCUUUUCCAAAUUUAAUGCUCACAACCAUUUAAGAAGGAUUCUGUUGAGCAAAAAAUUGGAAACUACAUUGAAACCAAGCUACAAAUCAGAGGAUGUUUUGUUUCCAAUACAAAGCAGUUUGUCCAUUCCUUGGCAUUUGUAUGCAGAAUCACCACGAUAUUAAUGCUUUAGACCCCACAUGACACUGUUGGUAGCCCACUUUUUUAUGAAAAACAGGGCAAGGGUGUAGUAUAUGAAAUGUCCAUGUCAAAUGCAGCAUUGGUUAUUUUUAUAUUAUUCCUUUUAAGUUGUGGCAAUAUUGUUAAAAAUUCCAUUGCCAUUUUUGUAGCAGAUCUGGGGAAGAAUAGAACUCUUAAAAAGUGUUACCAUGCAUCAAUGGGUUUCUUCAAGCUGUACCUGUGAGAGAUGUGUGAAGUGAGUGUGUACACGAGAUGGCAGUAUUUUAAAAACCCAUUCCCUGAGUAUAUAUGAAAUCCUUUUUUAUACAGAAUGAUUGUUCCUUUUUACAUUGUUGUCAGGGAAGUUGAGAGAGUUGAGGUGGGUGCCAUCUUGUUGAUAUUGACACUUAUGACAGGAAGCCACAGAAGCAUGGAUAACAUUGACAGAAGUGGUGAACAACUCCAAGGUUUUACAGACGAUAAAAAAAAAAUUGUUGGGAUGCUUGAUAAUGAAGCCAUUGAAAACAAUAAUUAUUGGUUUCCUUCUUUGUAUUAAUAGAAAAGAACUUUUUAAAUGUUUUGAGCCUGAUGUCUUAGGCAUGUGAUAGGAUUAUUUAAAGUCAUUGUGGUAAAAUGACUGAGAAUGGUGCAUUUUAUAUUUAGAUAAGUUACCUAAGUAAGUUGGUUGUCUCAGGUACUGCCAUUCUUUGGCUUUUCAGGUUUACUAGGUUACCAAAAUAAGAAAGUUGAAACGCUAUACAACAAAUUCAAUGAUCACAUGAACCACUUAAAAUACUGAAUAAUUGAAUCCUGUUUAGUUUAAAAGACCUGUGAUGCUAUUAAUAUUUUAAACAGGUAAAUUUGGUAGCAUAGGCAAAGAUGACAUUGAUAUAUUGUACAAGGGCAUUAAUUGAAAUAUCUAAUGCACUGUCAAUUUUCAUUUUCUAGAUAGACAUGUUUGAUGCUCACCAGCAAACCUGUUAAAAUUUUACUAGGUUUAAUUUGUUACAUUGUCCCUCUUAGAUAUAAACUUUCAAUACUUGUUAAUUCCUCUUAUAAUAGGUCCCUAAUUAAUGUUUUUAGUCAUAUCUAUUAUAAUUUUGAUACUACAAGUUAUCAAACAGGUAUAUUGUUUGCUAUAUAACCUCUUUUUUCUGCAUUGUAUUAUAAUUUAGUACAUUCUGCUGGACUUCAUUUUUUUAAGAAUUAUUUAUAAGAUCAUGAGGUAUGAAGAAUUGUGAUUGGUAAUCUGUAUGCAAUGUUAUGGUAGAGGUCGUUCCUUUCAUUGGUCGACAUCUAGCACUAUUGUGACAGAUGACUGUACACAAUAUAGAACAUAAAAAAAGUUAUUAAAAUUAUGAAAUUUA
Molecule: messenger RNA, 2123 nt
Organism: Ylistrum balloti
Lineage: Eukaryota; Metazoa; Mollusca; Bivalvia; Pectinida; Pectinidae
Product: eukaryotic translation initiation factor 4E-binding protein 2-like
Exons: 3
Coding region: 117-482 (121 amino acids)
Biological process (GO): negative regulation of translational initiation
Cellular component (GO): cytoplasm
Molecular function (GO): eukaryotic initiation factor 4E binding
Source: RefSeq, a predicted model, not a curated record